UCACCACGAAUCACACAUUCCUUUAGCGCCAGACACAGUAGAUGUGGAAAAACCAAAACGAGCUCCAUUCCCUAACAAGAAACUCUUAGCAUGUCAACUACUGGCAUGUACCUUCGGCAACAGUAUGUGCCAAUAUAGGAAUUACGAGAACAUAAGCAUGAGUUUGGCUGAGUGGAAACUGGGAAAUCACAGAGUUGGAAAUAUUCAUACGGGUAUCAAGAUUGACGAUGAUGACAGUGCUGGAGGAUUUUUGUUCGUUGGAACAGACAGUUCAACACUUGGUCUGACGACCUACAUCUUGGAAUCGCCGAAAUUCGUAUUGACUGACGAUGUAAAGCUACUAUUUGAUGUGUACCGAAGAUCAAAAGACAUCACCUUACAGCUUUGCCUGAACUCACCUUUUUACUGCCCAUUCUCAAUCUCACCUUUCGACAAACAUGUUCAUUGGAAGCAAGGAGAAUCUUUCGUAAUUCCAAAGGCCACCACAAAGGUAUGCUGCGUUGGACUUUUAGAAAACAACAUUUUUUUCAAAGCGAUACAAUGGAGAAAGUUCAAAUGGCUAGCAAUAGAUAACAUACGUCUUAUUGGCUGUUAA
Strongylus vulgaris is the source of this 595-nucleotide messenger RNA. The record is from the annotation of a GenBank genome assembly. NCBI's taxonomy places the organism in Eukaryota, Metazoa, Nematoda, Chromadorea, Rhabditida, Strongylidae.